UUCCAGCAGCGGAAUGGCUGCAUAGGAAAUAUUCAAUCUAGUGAUUUGUAAAUCAUGAGCAUCGGUGGUUUCGUUUGUACUUCUAUUUUGAAAGAGGCUUCAGGAGAUCAUUGACAUCGUGUUACCGUAAUGCACAGUGUAAACACAUAUUGACAAUCGAAGUGGAUGAUGGCAUGACCUCGUCUUUUGAAGUGUUGGCGUUCCUGACCGCUUUUGGGAGUUUACUUGUGUUCCAGUCGUAUUUUUCAGCACAUGAUAGAAGAUGAAUGAGGACGCCUUUGAGGUACCGGAAAGGAACGAGUACCGCUACCUGGUGCAGGAGGAGGAUGAAGAGGAGGUGCAAUAUGUUCGACACAGACACUACAUCAGCCCCUUCCUGGUGCUUUCCAGACGCUGCAUUUUGCUCAUCUGCCUCGGGGUGCUGGCUCUCCUUGUUCUGGCCACUUACCUGGGCUAUGUAGCCCAGACACUCCCAUCUGGAUUUGUCCAAGUGACCACUGACUGUGGCAAAUUCAGAGGAAGACAAAAAAACGGUGCCUACUCCUUUAAAGGCAUGUCAUAUGCAGCUCCGCCAGUUGGUAAACUGCGUUGGGCACCUCCUGCCGACCCAGUGUGUCGGGAUGGUGUCACGGAUGCCACCCGCUUCCGCGGCGUGUGUCCUCAAGUGCAACCGCUGUCAAGCACAGGCAAGGUGAUAGGCCAAGAGGGCUGUCUCUUCAUCAAUGUGUGGACACCAACGCUCAAGGCCGACGCAAAGCUGCCCGUCAUGGUCUGGAUCCAUGGAGGUUAUCUACACAUGUUCAGUGGUAGCGAGCAAGGCUACUCACCCACGGAGAAGCUUGCAGCAGAAACUGGGAUGGUGUACGUCAGCUUCAAUUACAGACUCAAUGCAUUUGGCUUCCUGGCACUGGAGAUACUAAGGGAAGGCUCUCCGAAAAACACUUCAGGGAAUUAUGGCUUCAUGGACCAGAUUUUUGCAUUAAAAUGGGUACAAAGAAACAUCCACGUUUUUGGAGGCGAUCCUGGGAAAGUUACCAUCUUUGGCCAGAGUUCAGGUGGAACCUCCGUGUGGACCUUGAUGAUGUCACCGCUCGCGAAGGGUCUCUUCCAUGCGGCAGUGGAUAUGAGUGGCUCGUAUGUGUACAAUGCCACAUUGGAACAGGCUGAGUCGGACAAUUUGGUCUUUCUGAAGAACACAGGCUGCAAGGACAUUGCAUGCCUUCGACAUCUCUCUGUUAAAGAGAUAUUACAGGCUAUCCCAUGGCAGCAAUACCCCUCCUGGGCUGCAGAUGACUUGGUUAACCUUCCGACCAAGGGGCUCUUCUGUGGUCCUGUUGCAGUGGUGGACGGGUAUGUCCUUGAAGCAUCACCGUUUGAGAUAUGGGAAAAGAAAGGAGCUUACAAUGAUGUUCCCUUCGUCAUUGGGACAACAGAGCAGGAAGUGGACUUCAGUCCAUCGCCUGAAAAUAUUUCCAUGUGGACCUGGGGCGACUACAAGUGGUUUGUGACAGAAAAACUCAAGUCUUUUAGCGAGAAUCUUCCUAAAGCAGCAUUAGAGCUUUAUCCCUCCUCCGACCCCUGCCCCACCACAGACCGCUGUCCUGAGAGAGCAUACACGACCAUGGUUUCUGACAUCAGAGUGACAUGUCCCAACAAUGAUCUAGCCCAGAAGGCCGCUGCGGCCCUUCAGAGUCCUGUUUAUCGCUAUGUAGUGACGCACACGCCUUCUGGAGCAGUCAACACAACUAUUCCUCUGAUGCCGUUUCACAGCCGCUUCUCUUUCCACUGCUUGGAUAUCAUUGCUUUCUUUGGGGGACUGGAGUUAGUUCUGGGGAAACCACUCUCUGAUCAAGACAAGAGUUUCCAGGAUCUUGUAACACAGCAUCUCGUGAACUUUGCCAAAACAGGGAAGAUGGUUGAUGGGUGGUCCGCUUACCCAGCAGCCACUGCCCUCCUGUCCAGGAAACUUUUGUUUGUCAACGAAUAUUCAGCUGCGCGCUGUCAGUUGUGGAAGGAGAACGGCCUAUAUGCCUAUGCGUGGAUAAACUGAUCAUACAUUGGCGUUCACUAACGUGCAAAGAAAAAAAUUGUUCAGCUGUGUUUUGCUUGGCCGUGCUUCAAAAUUUGUUGUAAAGGGAAUAUAUUCUGUUUAAGUUGCUUGUAAGCAUAUCACAAUUUAAAAAAAAAAAAACAAAACAUUAUUACAUUUUAACAGCAGCCUGUCCUUGUUGAAUUGUAUGACACAUUUUCAAACAAGUUGCGAAAAUGAUAAAAUAUUUCACAUUU
Molecule: messenger RNA, 2286 nt
Organism: Hippocampus comes (tiger tail seahorse)
Lineage: Eukaryota; Metazoa; Chordata; Actinopteri; Syngnathiformes; Syngnathidae
Product: para-nitrobenzyl esterase
Exons: 10
Coding region: 263-2050 (595 amino acids)
Source: RefSeq, a predicted model, not a curated record